Humulus lupulus (European hop) is the source of this 2009-nucleotide messenger RNA. RefSeq lists its product as uncharacterized. The transcript is spliced from 8 exons. The record is from RefSeq and is a predicted model, not a curated record. Bases 66 to 1304 code for a protein of 412 amino acids. Gene Ontology annotation, molecular function: iron ion binding; L-ascorbic acid binding; oxidoreductase activity, acting on paired donors, with incorporation or reduction of molecular oxygen. NCBI's taxonomy places the organism in Eukaryota, Viridiplantae, Streptophyta, Magnoliopsida, Rosales, Cannabaceae. Gene Ontology annotation, biological process: collagen metabolic process.
AAUAAGAAAGAAUAAGAAAAAAGAAAAAAGCCAUUUUGCACAAAGUUCUCUUUAUUUUGCAUACUAUGAUCGUCGACGAGGGGGGAGAGGCCGAGGCCGAGGCCGAGGCCGCAUCCGCAGCGCAGCAAUCGAAGGCGGACACCCAACAAUCUCGACUGAUCCUCCACAAUUUCCUUUCCCUCCAUCAAUGCAAUGAACUUGAAUUCAUCCACAAGAGUUGCAGUACAGUGGGUUACAGGCCCAACGUCUUCUCCACCACUCUUUCUCAUCUCAUCGCCACCAAUUCUCCCCUUUUUCUCAGACCCUUCAUUUCUAUUAGAGAGAGGUUAAAGGAGAAGGUAGAGGAGUUCUUCGGCUGCGAGUAUGAACUCUUUGUUGAGUUCACCGGUUUGAUCAGUUGGACUAGAGGAGCAAGCAUUGGGUGGCAUAGUGAUGAUAAUAGACCGUAUCUUGAGCAGAGGCACUUUUCGGCAGUUUGUUAUCUGAAUAACUACGAGGAUGAUUUCAGUGGGGGACUUUUCCACUUUCAGGAUGGGGAACCACAAACUAUUGUACCAUUGAGAGGAGAUGUUGUGAUAUACACAGCUGAUAGCUGCAACAUUCAUUCUGUUGAUGAGAUUAUUGAUGGGGAAAGACUUACUUUGGCAUUAUGGUUUAGUCGUGAGAGUUCUUAUGAUGAGGACACUAAACUUAUUUCCCUUCUCUCAGAGACUACAUUACAUAGUAACAAAUGGCUACCACUUCCAGCAUCCAGUGAUAUGUAUUGGUUUUCACUGGGUCAAUCUUCUGAGGACCGCUUGGGUUUUGAUAUAUGUUGGGCAAGAUUGCAUGUACUUGGGUUUGACAUACUUUAUUCUGAAGAUAAGAGCUGCUACUCUGAUAUCUCUGAGUUAUUAAUGGAGCCAGUGCAAUUGGCAAGGGGAAAUGAGUUGUUUGACAAGGAGUUUGUCAAUAUCCUGCAUGCACUUCAGGUGGUGCAAUACUACUGCUGGAAGGCUUCCGAAGUGGUAGCUAUGAAAGUUGAAGUAGAAAACAGCAAGGUUGUACUAUUGUCAGAAUUGCAGCAACACAGAAUUAGUAGCCUCAAGUCUUUAUUUUUGAGGGAUAAUCACCUAGCAGAGACGGUGUUUAGUCGUGCAACUUGUGGCAAAAAUGUGCAGCACGGUUUUGAUUGGACAAAGUUUGCUGCUACCAUAGCAAUGUGGGAGGGUUAUGCUUGCGAUUCUUAUGAGGGAAUAAUGAGAAGCUUACCAUACUGGAGAGUACAACAAUCUAUAUUCAAUGUUUCAUUCAAUGAGACGUAACUGUAAUCAGAGAGAGAUUUCUCUACAUGGAUGAGUCCAAAUUUUUGUAGAGGCUCUCUUGGUGCAAGACAUUACCGAAGACAUCGUAGUAUGAAAAGGUGGCCACUGUCUCAGUUAUUUCCAUUGACAUGAAACCUUGCCCAUCAUAGUACAGCUUUAGCUCCUCUGGGUUCCACUUUUUUUCGUCUCCUCUCCAUGCCUUGGAGCCACCUCCACUUGUCAUGAACUGGAUUUGGCUGCACAGGACACAAUUCUAAUAUCAGUUGCUAAGUUCUUUAGAAAUUUAUUCUUACUGAAAAAAAAAAGCAUGGCUUUAAGAUCAAGAAAACAGUCACCUUUUAUUGUCAACUAUGUGCUCUAAGCAAUGGUCAUGGCCAUUGACAUAGAAAUCAACAUUGUUUGCCUGAACAAAUAGUGUACAAUAUGAGUUUGGAGUUCAAUCUAAGAACAACUUUUCCUUUACAAGAAAAGAAGCCAAGUUCAAUUCUUAUUUAGAAUUAUUAGAAGGAAUUUUAUUCAACACCUCAAGUAUUGGGAGGAGUUGUGAUUCAAGCUCUUCGGUAUUUCCAUGGUGUCCAGCGCUUUUGAUUGUAUGGUGACCAACCACAAUUUUCCAUUUUGCAGUAGAAUGCUUCAGUGCUGAAUCCAACUUCUGUUGCAUUGCAAUAAUAUAUAUAUAUAUAUUUAUAUGUUAGAAUUUUUAAA